UAAUUGAUAAACUUUGUGGGACGAACUUCCUUUCAGUUAAUUAUUUUGGCGUGAUUAACCUGUCAAAUUAAGAAAAACGAAAGCUUUUCCAAUUUCUAGCGAUUGUACAUGCGUUUGAAUCAAGAUUUACGACCGUUAAUGACUUACCCAUGUGAAUUCUCAUCCCGAAUGUCGACAAAAAAACAAGUUUUACGUCGCGACUUGGCCCACCCACCAGCUAUGGUUGCCAUUCACGUUCUGGUUAAUUUUUCUUUUUUUUUUCUCUUUUGCUGAUAGUUUCUGUCCCGGUCUACUGUUUAUGGCAUUUGCUUCUUCGGUUCUUAUCGGAUUAUUCGUGAUCACAUGCCGAUCAUGUCAUCGACCUGUUGUAAUCACGUAAAUAUAAGUAUCUUUAUCAGAUUUGAGAUGGUACUGGUUUUUAUAUUCAGAUCUAUCUUGUGAUGCGAAUAAACAGAGGAAUCCAUUGAUGAGAUAACGAGGAAAAAGAAAAAGUUGUGUGUGUGUGGAAAAAGAAAAAAAGAGAAGGAAAAUGAAAAACCCAUCUUGGGUUUGUACGUUGGCCGUACAGCUAACUCUCUGUUUAGCCCUCUAUGGUGCUCUCCGCUUGGGUCAGCCCCAGAAGUUGAUUUGCCAGGUCGGAGUUGGAUCUUUUAAUGUUUACUUCAUUAGUGUUACAGGAGGUUUUAGAGCUUCAAGACAACAGACCCGUCUACUCAAACUGAUGGAGAAUGUGGCAAAAGCUUAUAAAGCAGAGUUUGUGUUGGACAUUACUGAGCUUGGGGAAGAUGAUCCACUCAUGCAGAAUGCUACCGAGCUAUUUCGAUCACUGGAAAUUCCCUGGUUUGCUACCAGAGCUUCAAAACGACGAGAAGCUGGCUACUUUAUAGAGCAGAUCGAACUGCCUUCUGGGAAUUCCCUGGACAUUAUCGGUAUUGAUACUGGCAAACUACUGGACUCAACACUAAUGGAAUCAUCCAGAGGCACCAAUAACAGUCAGUUAAACUGGCUAACGAGGACCCUAGGGGCAACCGAUGCUAACUGGCGUGUGGUUGUUGGAUUCGACCCAUUGUUUUCCUGCAAACACAAUGCAGAGCAAACUAGAGGAAAUCAAGUAAAUCAACUUCAUCAGAUUUUUCUGAAAUUUGGAGUGAAUGCAUAUCUAAGCAAGCAAGGUUGCACCAACUACGCGCGUCUAUUUGAUUUCCUCAGAGAAAUGGCAAAUGGGUUCCUUCUCCACAGAGUCAGCUCAUUAGAGAUUGUCACUCAUUUUGUGAACUCAGAUGGGGAAGUCAUGUGCAGAACUAGAGUUCAACAAAGAGGAAGAGAGGUUAUGUGAGAUUUCCUCAUAAAAAUUUGUAACCCAAUUUUCAUUUUAGUCAAAUUAUAAAUGCCAAUCUACUCAUUA
Messenger RNA from Carica papaya (papaya), 1405 nucleotides. Lineage: Eukaryota; Viridiplantae; Streptophyta; Magnoliopsida; Brassicales; Caricaceae. The record is from RefSeq and is a predicted model, not a curated record.